Molecule: messenger RNA, 1626 nt
Organism: Trichophyton verrucosum HKI 0517
Lineage: Eukaryota; Fungi; Ascomycota; Eurotiomycetes; Onygenales; Arthrodermataceae
Product: arylsulfatase, putative
Exons: 4
Coding region: 1-1626 (541 amino acids)
Molecular function (GO): arylsulfatase activity
Source: RefSeq, a predicted model, not a curated record
AUGGCUUCACGACCGAAUUUCCUUGUGAUUGUCGCCGAUGACCUGGGCUUCUCGGAUGCAGGCUGCUUCGGCGGCGAGAUCAAGACACCUCACAUCGACAGCAUCGCCAGCAAUGGAGGAGUGCGAUUCACAGACUUCCACGCAGCGGCCGCCUGCUCGCCCACGCGCUCGAUGCUGCUCUCUGGCACUGAUAACCACAUCGCCGGCCUGGGGACGAUGAACGAGAAUCAGACCGAGUUCCAGCGCGGCAAGCCUGGGUAUGAAGGCUACUUGAACGACCGAGUCGUCGCCCUGUCGGAGCUCUUGCGGGAUGCAGGCUACCAAACCCUGAUGUCUGGUAAAUGGCACCUGGGGCUGGAUCCAGAUCACACGCCUCAUGCACGCGGCUUCGAUCGAUCAUAUUCUCUGCUUCCAGGAGCAGCAAACCACUAUGGCUGGGAACCGCAGCUCCAGAAUCCAGACGAGAAAGCUCCCGGCUUGAUGUCGCAUAUGCCGAGCAUCUAUGUAGAAGACGAUAGGCGUAUCGACCCCAGUGAGCUCGGGGAGAACUUCUACUCCAGCGUUGCUUUUACGGACAAGAUGCUCGAGUAUCUCAGGGGUAAGGACGCAGAGAAACCCUUCUUUGCCUACCUCCCUUACUCGGCGCCGCACUGGCCCUUACAGGCUCCCCGGAAAGAUAUCGACGACUACCGGGGCGUCUACGAUGAGGGGCCGGAAGCUCUUCGCCAGAAACGCCUUCGCAAGCUUGAGGAGCUUGGCUUGAUACCAGCGGGAACCGCGCCUCACGACGUGGUCGUCAUGGGCAAUCGCAUGAUGUCCAGGUUCUGGCACGACCUGACCCCUGAGGAGCGCCGGUUCUCGUCUCGAUGUAUGGAAGUGUACGCGGCCAUGGUCCAGUGUAUGGACACCCAGAUCGGCCGCGUCCUCGACCAGCUCCGCCAGUCCGGAGACAUGGAAAAUACCCUCGUCAUCUUCAUGUCUGACAAUGGCGCGGAGGGAGCGCUUCUGGAGGCCCUGCCGGUCGUGCAGAACAAUAUAUUCGAGCACAUAGACCAGUACUACGACAACUCCAUCGAGAACCUGGGGGCCUACAACUCCUUUAUCUGGUACGGUCCUCACUGGGCGUCUGCAGCCACUGCUCCGUCCCGGCUGUAUAAGAUGUUCACUAGCGAGGGCGGCAUACGGGUUCCCCUUAUCCUCAACUACCCUCCUCUCACGGCUGGGAAGGCCGGUAUAGACCAUACCUUUGGCACUGUCAUGGAUAUUGCACCUACACUUCUUGAGCUUGCGGGUAUCAAACACCCUGCCCCGUCUUACAGAUCCAGGCCCGUCUACCCCAUGCGAGGAUCAUCGUGGCUACCCUGGGAGCUCUUUGGCCGCCAGGCGGUGCGCCAGGGAGACUGGAAGGCAUUGCAUAUCCCGAAGCCCGUUGGGCCUGGGAAAUGGCAGCUGUACAAUCUGAGUGAGGAUCCGGGCGAGACAAAGGACCUGGGAGAGCUUUUCCCGGACAAGCUGGCUGCCCUCAUUGCUGAAUGGAAAAAGUAUGAAAAGGACGUAGGCGUCGUUGGAGCCAUGCAAUAUGGAGUGCUGGGUGUAGACGACCAGGAUGUAAUCCAACAGUGGUGA